AUGCAUCCUCUUUUUCAGGAUAACUUAAACGAUAAUCCCAAAAAGAAUAAAAUUGUUCCCUUAUUUUCCGCAUGUAAUUGUAAAAUAAGGAAAAUAUGCAGCAUGCAAAAAAAAAAUAUGAAUCAUUUUAAUGAAAAAGCUUAUAAAAUAAAUGCAUUAAAACAAAAUCCUGGUAUUAAUAAUAAGAAGAAGAUAAUAAAGAAUUGUAAUGUACAGAGUUUGAGCAAAAACAAUACUGAACAUUUUAGUUUUGUUAAGAGAGAAAAGGACGAAAUUAAUUUGAAAAAAAAAGAGGAAAAAGGGGUCAAUAAAAUGAAUGUAGGAAAAAAGAGGGAAAACGAAGGUAUAAAAGUUCCUAUUGUUAAAGAAGAAUAUUCAGAAUGUUAUGAUUUUAGGUGCAAACGGAACAUAAGUAACGACAAAAAUAAUUCUUAUAAUCGUAGUGACACUUAUAAGAAUAAGUGCAAAAAUGAAUAUAGUGUUUAUUGCAUAAAUUCAAAAAGUACCGACACUAAUACAGGAAAGGGAAUAAGAUCAAGGAGAAGUGUUGAAACAGGAAAAAAGGCAAAUAGUGCCAAAAAUGGAAGUAUUAUAAUUUUUAGUAGCAACAGUAAAGGCGAUAAUGACUCUAACAAUGGUAGUGAAAAUGGAUAUUCUAUUUACAAUAAUGACAACAGGAGUAGCGGUUCCACUGUUAGCACUAGGAACAAUGAUGAUCAUAGUGUAAAUGAUAGUGUAAAUGAUAGUGUAAAUGAUAGUGUAAAUGAUAGUGAAAAUGAUAGUGAAAAUGAUAGUGAAAAUGGAAAUAGCAAUAGCAGUGAUGAUGAUGAUCAUUAUCAUUAUCAUCAUCAUGGUAAUGAAAAAGAAGAUGAUGAUGAAGAGGAGGAUAAAGAGGAGGAUAAAAGGGGGGAUAAAAGGGGGGAUAAAAGGGGGGAUAAAAGAGGGGAUAAAAGAGGGGAUAAAAAGGAAGGUAUAAAGGAAGACAAAAUGGGGAAUAAAAAGGGGAGCGAUCAUAAUUCCGUAAAAGAAAGUAGAGAAGAGUAUAAAAAUACAUAUAAUUCAUAUGAAAAAGAUGAUCAAAAUGGAAAACAAAAUAAUGCUAAUAAAAACAAAGUAAAGAAUGAACAUGAUAAUGACAGCAGUUACUCGAGCGAAAAAGAUAAUAAAAAUAACGAUGAAUUCAAAAAUAGAAACGAAGAAACACAAAUUAAUGAUAUUAAUGGAAAUGUAAAUUAUGUGGAAAAUAAUGAAACAAGUGGAAAUGAAGUGGAAAUAUUAUGCAAAAGUAUUUGUAACAUAAAGAGUGAUGAAAACGUUGACAAUAUAAACUGUGUUAAGAGGAAGGAGACAUCAGGAGAAAUAUAUGUAAAGAACAAUUUGAAGCAUAAAAAAAAUUUGGAAAUAAUGUAUUCGAGUAUUGGUAAUAUUGAAAAAGACUGUUUUAAUGAAUGUUACAUUAAGAAAAAAUUAGGAGUUGAAAAUAUAUAUAAAAGUGUGGUGCACUGUGAAAAAGAGGGAAAAAAUACUAAUUACAUGACUAAUAAUAUAACGAGUAAUACGGUGAAUGAUUCAGUAAAUAAUGGGGUAAAUGAUGCAUCGAAUAAUGCACCAUAUAAUGAGGAUAAAAACGAAAACUUGAAUAGCGCUGAAAAGAAUAGGGACAAAAUAAACGAAAUGAAAAGUAUGAACAACAAAAAUGUAACGUGCACAAAUUUGCAUAACGUUUUAGAGGCAAAUACUGGUUGUGUAUUGAUAAGAAAAAAGUCAGAACAAAGCACAAAAAAAGAAGAAUAUGAAAAAUUACUUUUAUUAAAAAGCGCAGAGAACAGAAUAAAAGGGGAGGGCACUUUGAACAGAAACAUUUCAGGGGAAAAAAUUUUGAAUGAGGAGAUUAAUGAAUCUUGUGCUGACGAAAGAACAAAAGGACUUAUAUCUCAUAAUAAAGAUAAAAAGAGAAAUACACUCCAUGUAAAAAGAAAAUUUAUAAUUAAAGAAGAAAAAAUUAACGAAACGGAUAUUAGCAAUAUCAAGAAAGUAUGCUUUUCGACACAUAACAACCAAAUGAAUUUUAAUUUUUCACCGAAGAAUGAAAGUCAUGUUAGAAAAGCAUUCAGCACAAACAAUACAAAGACUGAACGUAACAUGAAUAAUGAUGAUAAGUCGAACUAUCAUGAAAAGGUAAAUCAUGCUGAUAAGACAAACCAUUCUGAUAAGACAAACCAUUCUGAUAAGACAAACCAUUAUGAUAAGACAAACUAUUAUGAUAAGACAAACCAUUCUGAUAAGACAAACCAUUCUGAUAAGACAAACCAUUCUGAUAAGACAAACCAUUAUGAUAAGACAAACUAUUAUGAUAAGACAAACCAUUCUGAUAAGACAAACCAUUCUGAUAAGACAAACCAUUCUGAUAAGACAAACCAUGCUAACAUGACAAACCAUGUUGAUAAGAAGAACCAUGCUGAUAUGAUAUACAAUACUAAUAAGAGUAAAUAUGACGAUAGUACAAUCAACAGGAUGCAUGCAAAAAAUAAAUUAAAUAUUUAUUCCACUGUUGACGAUAACAAACUGUUAAUAUGCCGAUUAAAAGGAAAUCCCCAAAAUCUAGAGCGUCACUUUUCAAACGUUUAUAAUGGUACACUUAAAAUACAUGUUAAAGAGGAAAAACUAAAAACGAAUGAGGACAACAUUUUUGAAGUUCCCGUAAAUAAUACAAAUAACAAAAUAGUAGAUACAAAGAAUAACAAAAUUGACUUAAAAAAGAGUAUUAUAAGAGAUGAUGAAAAAAUUGUUGAUUCGUGUAAAAAUGAAAGUUUAGCUGAUGCUAAUACACAUAUGAUAUAUACUUAUGCCCAACCGACAGAUGCUAAUGAACACAAGCAAGGUAGUAAAACAAACCAGGGUGCUACUAACGUGGGUGUUAUUAACGGGGGUGUUGCUAAUGAGGGUGCUACUAAUACGCAUACUCCAAGUUAUAACAAAAACAUGUCUGCUCCAACAAGCAAUGAAAUAAUUCCAGACAAAAAUAAAAUGAGCGCAGGAGAAAAUGCGAACAAAAAUAAUAUUUACAAGAAUAAUAUUGGCAAUACUAAUAUUUACAAGAAUAAUAUUGGCAAUGCUAAUAUUUACAAGAAUAAUAUUGGCAAUACUAAUAUUUACAAGAAUAAUAUUGGCAAUACUAAUAUUUACAAGAAUAAUAUUGGCAAUACUAAUAUUUACAAGAAUAAUAUUGGCAAUAAUAAUAUUAACAAGAAUAAUAUUGAUAAUAGUAAUAUUUAUAACAAUCAUAUUGAUUCUAGUAAUAUAGAAAAGAGUAAUACUGAUAAUUGCAACAUGGAAAAAGGAAAAAUGAAUAAUUGCAAUAUGGAUAAAUGUUAUACGGAUAAUUACAAUAUUGAUAAUUAUAUUAACUACCAGUCCUAUAUAAAUAACAACGCGGGCAAUAAUUCAUCAUUUUUCUGUAAGCAUAAUGAUUACGAUAAAAAUUUCCCCUUCUUGAAAAGUGAAUAUCAUAAUGUGUUAUUAAAUAAUCAAGUGAAAAAUUAUUUAGUAUAUCCACAUAACCAAAUAAUAGAAUACAACCCUGUGUCGUUUGAAGAAAAGUACUUUAACAAUUAUAAUGAUGAAAAUAUAAAUAAAUAUUUUACUCUAUGUAAUAAUAAUAGUUUUAAUGAAUAUAAACCUAACUGGCAACAAAAUUUCUAUAGCUUUCUACCGUUUAUUGUAAAAAAUAAUGCUCAUGGUGUUAAUGAUGUACACGUGACAAUGAAACCGAUAUGUAACUUCAAUUCCGAAUAUAUAUAUGAUAAUUGUAAAAAUAGUUUUUAUAUUAACAAUUAUAAGAUUAGUGAGUAUGAUUCCAAAUAUGGCAUAAACUAUGUGAAGGAUGUUAACUACGUGAGCGGUGUUAACCUUAUAGACGAUAUGAAAAAUAGUAAAGAAAAUUGUUCUCAUUUCAUCAGUGGUAGUAAUAACAUGACUAAAAGGAUGAAUAAUGGAACUAUUGUUAAAUCUGUUAACAGAAAAAUCUUAAGCAUUUCAAAUGACUCAUCUUUUAAACAGUAUAAUCAAGGAUCAACUUAUAAGGAUUUUUUAAAUAAAAACAAUAAUAACAUUAACCUUCAUAAUAAUAAUAACAUUAAUAACUAUAAUAAUUGCUUUAAUAAUAAUAUUAGCAACAUUAAUAAUAAUAAUAAAUUAUCCCAUAAUGAAAUAUAUACCCUAAGCAAUCUAGAAGAACAUAAAAUAACAACCUCGAGUAGUACUACCCACUGGAAAGUUGACAUAAAUAACCAAUGUGCUAAUUGCAAUGGUAAUAAGGAUGAAAUGGUACGAAGGAAAGACGAAAUAAGUGCUAAAGGAAAUAUCGUUAAUAAGAUGGGUGACAAGAUGGGUAACGAGAUGGGUAACGAGAUGGGGGGCAAAAAGGUGAACAUAUAUAAUGGAAGCAAUGAGAAUAAUUUCAAAAAUUCAAAUUAUUAUGCUGCAUGGAAUUCUGGAGAUGGUAUAAAUGGCACUAAUACACAUACAGAAAGGAGAAUAUUUAAAUGGACGAAUAGCUCACAAGGAUAUAUGACAGCUAUAAAUGAAAAAAAAAACAAUGAACAGGACGCAAAUAAUUUUAGUGAUCGCAUUAAUUACUUAAAUAGUGACAUAAUUGGCAACAAAAAUUGCAGCAUAAUUGGAAGCACAAAUGGAAACAUAACUGCAGAUACAAAUGGAAACUUUAUUGAUAACACACUUAGUAACAUAACCAACAACAAGGAUCAGAUUAAUAAUAGCAUGAUUAAUUACACACAUAUAAUGUACAGUAAUAUAAAUAACUCGCAUGCAUGUAGCACAAAUAUUUCCGAAAAUAAGAUUUUUUCGGAGGAAAAAAAUAUGAGGAAGUUUGAAAAUAAUGUGUGUACUUUUCAUUCAAAAAAUGAAGGAGAAUAUAACAUAUAUAACGAGUUGACUAACAUGAGUAUUUCCAGCAGUGUUGGUAAAAAUUUAAAUAAUUUCCCCUUGUUGAAUGACAAUCAUUUUAAUUAUAAUAUUGCCAACAAAACUGAUAUACUGAGUAACAAUUAUAUAAAUUGUUACAACAAUGUAAAUAAUAUUAGUUAUUUAUAUGACAAUUUUAAUUAUUACCCUUUUAAUUUAAAUAAAAUAAAUAAUAUUCAUAACAUAAAUUUUGAUAUUAACAAAAAUCUUUUUAUUAAUAAUACGUAUGAUGAAAAAAUUACCGAUGAAUAUGAUGCAAAUUAUUUGGGAAAUUCUGAAAUUACUCAAGUGAUAACUAAAAUACCAAGUAUUAACAUUUCUGAUAGUAAGGAAAUAAAAAGAAAUUUUGAACAUGUCAAUGAGCAUAUUAACAAAUAUGACUAUGUUAAUCAUUUGAAUAACUAUUUUAACAACAUUAAUAAGAGCUCUCAAACUAUCGACAUUUCCUGCGCACACACAAGUGUUGGUAACAGCAUUUGUAGCUUCUCAAACAGCAGCACUGAAUCUAACGCUUCUAGCAGUAGCACUGAUAACACGAGCUGCAAAAAAAGCAUCAACAGAAGGAACAGAGGAAGCAUCGAAAGAAGCAGUAAAGGAGGCAACACUAGCAAAGUAAAUAAUAAAAAUAUCAACAAAGAAUACACCAACAAAGGAACCAACAGCAGAUGUAACAAAAAGAAAGGCAGAGGGAAUAGCAAAAAGAGAAGCAAAGGGAGUAAAAAAAAGAGAGGCAAAGGGUGUAAAAAAAAGAGAGGCAAAGGGAGUAACAAAAGCAGCAACCAAGAAAGUGACAAAGUAAGUAACAAAGUAAGUAACAAAGUAAGUAACAAAGAAAGUAACAAAGUAAGUAACAAAGUAAGUAACAAAGUAAGUAACAAAGAAAGUAACAAAGUAAGUAAUAAUAACAAAGUAAGUAAUAAAGUAAGUAACAAAGUAAGUAACAAAGUAAGUAAUAAAGUAAGUAAUAAAGUAAGUAAUAAAGUAAGUAAUAAAGUAAAUAAGAAAGAAAGAAAAAAAGGAAUUAAAAAAAGUAGCAACAGUAACAAGGAUGUUAAUAAUGAUAAUGGAGGAAAAGUUAACAAUGAAGGGGAGAAUGGGGAACACAAUAUUGAUGACAUUAGGGGAAACAGGAAUGAUGAAGCUAAUGAUAAUAGUUAUUACAAAAGUAUUAAUAAUACUAAUGGGAAUGAAAUCUUGAAUGGCAUAUUGAAUGGCAUGAACCAAAGGAAUAGAAGCAUUGACCACAUACUCAGCUAUAGCAACACUAUCACUAGCAGCGAUAAAAACAGUAACCAUAGUAACAACAAUAACGACAUUGACAAGAACGACAGUAACAAAUACAACAAUAGUGAUACCAACGGAUAUCUCGAUUUGGAGAGAGGCAUUAAUAAACUCAUUAACAACACAAGGAAUAAUGGCAAAAAUAAGGAAAACGAUGAUUAUAAUACCACUGCAUGUACAAAUGAUGGUAGAACUAUUGUGGAUUACCUAAAUGAAAAUCACAAUGAUUUGAAAAGGACCUAUUACAUGAACGCACCAAUGAAAUACAGCAAUAUUAGUGAAAUAAGUUUUUUAAAUACUAAUAUCAAUAAGCGGAGUCAUGCACAUAACCAAUUCGCAGAUUAUAAUUAUUUUAACGAGGUAAAUUGCGCUAAUUAUGCGAAUAUUACGAAUAAUGCGUAUAUUACGAAUAAUGCGAAUAUUACGAAUAAUACGAAUAAUGCGAAUAAUACGAAUAAUACGAAUAAUGCGAAUAAUGCGAAUAUUACGAAUAAUGCGAAUAAUGCGAAUAAUGCGAAUAUUACGAAUAAUGCGAAUAAUACGAAUAAUGCAAAUAAUGCGAAUAAUGCGAAUAAUGCGAAUAAUGCGAAUAAUGCGAAUAAUGCUAAUUACGAGAAUAAUGCGAAUAAUGCUAAUUACGAGAAUAAUGCGAAUAAUGCUAAUUACGAGAAUAAUGCGAAUAAUGCUAAUUACGAGAAUAAUAUGAAUUAUGCUUAUAAUUGUAACUAUUUAAAUCCCGCAAAUUAUAUGAACUGCAAUAUAAAUGAGAUAAAGUACGUUAAUAAAAAUGAUCAAUUAAAUUAUAUCAAUGAUAAGAGUUAUGUUAACGAAACAAACAAUAUGCAGUUUGCUAACAACCGCAUGCAUUAUGUGAACUCUGAAAAUAACAUUUUGACCAGUGCAGCAGGUGUUCAGAGGAAUUUUGAUGACUCAACUUUCGUUCCUAUGGUUAGCAGUGGUGCCAAUGGAAUUAGCAUUGGUAAUGGGAACUGGAACGAUAUCAGUAGUGGUAAGGAAAAUUAUUUCAGCAAUGAUAACAAAAACUAUUUCAGCAAUGAUAACAAAAACUAUUUCAGCAAUGAUAACGAAAACCUUUUCAGCAAUGAUAACAAAAACUAUUUCAGCAAUGAUAACAAAAACUAUUUCAGCAAUGAUAACAAAAACUUUUUCAUUAACGAUAACGAAAACUUUUUCAGCAACGAUAACGAAAACCUUUUCAGCAAUGAUAACGAAACAUAUAUCAUCCAUGAUAACGAAACAUACAUCAGUAAUGAUAAUGAAACAAGUAUCAGCAAUGGGAGCGGAUACUUCAUCAGCAAUGACAAUAUCAUCAGCGAGCAAAAUGACAGAAUUAACGAUAUAAAGAAUAAUAAGUUGUACAUAAAUGAUAACCUCUUUUCAACGAAUGAUAUGAUUGACUCUAAAGGUGCUUUAUACAACAACUUCACAACAACUGAAAGCUCAAAUUACGAUAAUAUGGACGCCACUUGGACUUACAACUAUAUCUAUAACCAUUAUUGUAACUAUAAGUAUAAUUGUAAUUGGAACUAUAAUAAUAACUCUAAAAGCAACAAUAAUAGUACCUAUGACUGUAACUAUAACAGUAACAAUGGUAAUUGCACUUAUGAAUGCAACUAUAAUGGUAACAAUGAUAGUAAUACCUAUGAGUGCAACUUUGACAAUUACAAUAAUAAUAGAAUCUAUGACUGCAUAUAUGACAAUUACAAUAAUAAUGGUAUCUUUGACUGCAUAUAUGACAAUUACAAUAAUAAUAGUAUCUAUGACUGCAUCUAUAACUCUAACUACAUCUCUAACCAUAACCAUACUUAUGAAGCAGAUAAUUUUCCUAAAAAUGUAUUAAAUUAUAAAGAGCCAAAAAAGGAGCAAAUAAAUUCGACAAGCUGUUUAGCUGAAGGGGAAAAAAAAAAUAAUUCAGAAAAUAACAAUCAUAAAAAAGAAUAUACGAAAAAGGAUGAAUCGGAAAAUACAUACGAAAUACAAAAAGCAAUAUUAAUGGAAAAUGAUGAGAAAAUUAAAGAAAUGGUGGAUGAAAUUAUAUAUAAUGCAUCUUUAUUACCUGAAAAAGGGUUAACAGGUAGAUAUGCACUCGACUGUAAUCAUCCUAUUCAUAGCGUUUGGAAAGAUACUACUAGAGGGCACUGUUCCUGGAGAUGUAGAUGGUGGGAAAAUGGUAGAAGGUUAAGUAAAAAUUUUAAUGUGAAAAGGUUUGGUAAUGAAGGUGCAUUAAAAAUGGCUAUCACGAUGAAAAUGAAAAAAAGUACGCCAAAAGAGCAGGGGCAAUUAUUGAAACAUCAAAGGGAUUUUUUAAAAUUAUGCUAUGUUAAUAAAUGGAUAAAGAAAAAGAACGACCCGUCCGAUGUUAGCAAUAAAGGCACUGCUAGCAGUAAUAAUGAUAUUAAAAAUUGCGAUGAUGCUAAAAAUAUCGGUGAUGCUAAAAAUAUUGACAAUUUUAAUAAUGUUGAUAAUUUUAAAAAUAUCGAUAAUUUUAAUGAUGCCAUUAAUUUUAACAAUAUCGGUGAUUCUAAAAAUAUCGGUGAUGCUAAAAAUAUCGGUGACGCUAAAAAUAUCGGUGACGCUAAAAAUAUCGGUGACGCUAAAAAUAUCGGUGAUUCUAAAAAUAUCGGUGAUGCUAAAAAUAUCGGUGAUGCUAAAAAUAUCGGUGACGCUAAAAAUAUCGGUGACGCUAAAAAUAUCGGUGACGCUAAAAAUAUCGGUGAUGCUAAAAAUAUCGGUGAUGCUAAAAAUAUCGGUGAUGCUAAAAAUAUCGGUGACGCUAAAAAUAUCGGUGACGCUAAAAAUAUCGGUGAUGCUAAAAAUAUCGGUGAUGCUAAAAAUAUCGGUGAUAACACUAAUAGUGAUGACGUUAACAAUAUCACCAUUCAAUUAAAUGCAGAAGCAAAUAAUGAAGCCAACGUUGCGCAGAGAGCAACCUUCCUAUAA
Molecule: messenger RNA, 9225 nt
Organism: Plasmodium malariae
Lineage: Eukaryota; Apicomplexa; Aconoidasida; Haemosporida; Plasmodiidae
Gene: AP2-G
Product: transcription factor with AP2 domain(s), putative
Exons: 2
Coding region: 1-9225 (3074 amino acids)
Biological process (GO): regulation of DNA-templated transcription
Molecular function (GO): DNA-binding transcription factor activity
Source: RefSeq, a predicted model, not a curated record